GGUUAGUUUGCUUGUGUUUAGUUCCCAGAGACAGUCAAAUCGGAUUCCUUUGGGAAAGGACACAAAUCACUCCCGUUUGAACAAGGGGAACAGCGAGGGAGCUGUCUCCACAAGGGUCCACCUCUCCUGGUUGAUUUCAUAUUGCUCAUUCAUGUGAUUUGAUCAGAGAAUACUCUUUGUGGAGAAAGACAGGAAAGGAAAGAAGGAGAAAAUAAAGGAAAAAAAUAGUCUCUGGAUGAUGACAUUUGAUCUAACCCUCAGCGAAGCCCGUUCUUGAUCCUAUUGUUUCUUAAAGUGACAUUAGACUUCUUUUUUUUUUUUUUUGUGCUCACGCUAGACCAAAGGGACCUCCAGUGUAAUCUUACAGUUUUUGUUUGUUUGUUUGUGUAUUGUUGCACGGUGUUCCCAAACCUGGAUGUUGACAUCUCGCGUUUCUUUUGGCACGUCGCUCUAUUUUGUGUUUCAGAGAGGAAGCGCUAAUAGAGACAAACGCGGUGACACCUGCUCACCCAUACACUUCUCCUUGUCUUUUUUUAACGGAGCGAUCAAAAGAAGCAAGCAUCGACUGAGACGGUGACAGGAGUCUGUUUUCAUGUUCGGGAUUCAAGACAGCAUUCAAAGGAGCGGGAGUAGUAUGAAAGAGGAGCCCAUCGGUGCCGGGAUGAACGCUGUCCGGACAUGGAUGCAGGGUGCCGGAGUGUUGGAUGCGAACACAGCCGCUCAGAGUGGAGUGGGUCUUGCUCGAGCACACUUUGAGAAGCAGCCUCCUUCAAAUCUUCGCAAAUCCAACUUCUUCCACUUCGUUUUAGCGUUAUACGACAGACAAGGACAACCCGUGGAAAUCGAAAGAACUUCUUUUGUUGGAUUUGUUGAAAAAGAAAAGGAAACUAGCGGAGAAAAGACAAACAAUGGGAUCCAUUACAGAUUGCAGCUUCUUUACAGCAACGGCAUCAGAACAGAACAGGACUUUUAUGUACGCCUGAUUGACUCCAUGACCAAACAGGCAAUUAUCUAUGAAGGGCAAGACAAAAACCCAGAGAUGUGUCGGGUGCUGCUGACGCAUGAGAUCAUGUGCAGCCGCUGCUGUGACAAGAAAAGUUGUGGCAAUCGUAACGAGACGCCUUCUGACCCGGUCAUCAUCGACAGGUUUUUCCUGAAAUUCUUCCUCAAAUGCAACCAGAACUGCCUAAAGAAUGCAGGGAACCCACGAGACAUGCGGCGCUUUCAGGUGGUGGUGUCUACGACGGUCAGCGUGGACGGACAUGUCCUGGCUGUGUCUGAUAACAUGUUUGUACAUAAUAACUCUAAACAUGGACGUAGAGCUCGCAGGAUGGACCCGUCUGAAGGAACUCCUUCAUACCUGGAACACGGUGAGUCUACUCCUUGCAUUAAGGCCAUCAGUCCCAGUGAAGGCUGGACAACAGGGGGUGCCACAGUCAUCAUCAUCGGUGAUAACUUCUUUGACGGCCUACAGGUCAUUUUUGGCACCAUGCUGGUCUGGAGUGAGCUCAUAACCCCUCAUGCCAUUCGAGUUCAGACUCCUCCCAGACACAUUCCCGGGGUUGUGGAGGUCACUCUGUCCUACAAGUCAAAGCAGUUCUGCAAAGGUACACCGGGCAGAUUUAUCUACACAGCACUGAAUGAACCCACUAUUGACUACGGUUUCCAGCGGCUACAGAAGGUGAUCCCUAGACACCCAGGCGACCCUGAGCGCUUACCAAAGGAGGUGAUUCUGAAGAGGGCAGCAGACCUGGUGGAAGCUCUGUAUGGGAUGCCACACAAUAAUCAGGAGAUCAUUCUAAAAAGAGCAGCGGAUAUCGCAGAGGCGCUUUACAACGUCCCACGUGGACACAACCAGCUGCCAGGUCUGGCCAACAGCUCAGUCCACACUGGCAUGAUGGGAGUCAACUCCUUCCACAGCCAGCUCGCUGUCAAUGUGUCUGAGUCCACACAAGCAGCCAAUCAGGGUUUCAGUCGAAACACGAGCAGUGUAUCCCCUCACGGUUACGUACCCAGCACGACACCCCAGCAGAGUAGCUACAGUACCGUCUCUACCAGUAUGAAUGGAUAUGGAAACACAGGCAUGACCACGCUGGGAGGAUCGCCCAACUUCCUCAACGGCUCUGCUGCCAACUCUCCUUAUGCCAUUGUUCCUUCCAGUCCCACCAUGGCCUCCUCCACCAGUCUUCCCUCCAACUGCAGCAGUUCCUCAGGCAUCUUCUCUUUCUCUCCGGCCAACAUGGUGUCUGCAGUCAAACAGAAAAGCGCUUUUGCUCCCGUCGUGCGGCCCCAGGCCUCGCCACCCCCCACCUGCACUAGUGCCAACGGAAACGGCCUCCAAGCCAUCCAUCAGCAUGACUGUCAGAGCAUCCUCUCCCUUCAUCGUCCCUCGUUCUCCUCACUUCUGCUCGGUCACCAGGGGCCUGCUGCGUGUCUCGAAGAGCAUGCCAUAUGUGUUUCAUUUCCUGUCCAACUUCCUGUUUCCUGUGUCAAGUCUUCCUCAGAGUUUUUUGGCGGUUUUGUCAGUUAACUAACCAUAAGUCCAUCAAUAUAAAAAUCCAAAAGUGAUCCCAGGGAUGAUUGUUCCUCCCAUGUAGGGGCUUCUGGGCUGCUGAAGAGGCACAUUUGAUUUCAGCUCUCGCCAGAGAAUCUACGGUCUGAGCUGAAGACAAUUUCUGGCGGAGGAGACAUGAAAACUGAACUUUUAAAACUCAGGCCUUUUGACAAAGGAAUCUCAUUUUAUGGGAAGAAAGUGUUUGUUUGCUUUUGUUUUUAAGCUAAUAUCUGGACUGCUCUACCGAAGGACUUUCCCCCCUGUGUUUUACCCAUGCGUAAAGGAGGGAUGGAUUUCUUUUUCGUUUUAUUCAUGGGCUUUUUUGAUGAAUUUCAAUGAUAUCAUGCCUUUUUUACAGACUGUAUCACACAAACAUGACACUUUAGGAGCGGGUGUAUCUGUAAUGUUCCUGAGAGCAGUGACGGGCAACGGCACAGAUCUCUGUUAAUACUGACCAGUUUUUAUAUAAACAGACACAGUAGUGCAAAAUCCAAAUGAGAACAUUUAGGCCAACACAAAAAAGAAGAGGGGAGGGGUUUUUUUGGUUGUUGUUUUUGUUUUUUCCCCCAGAGAAAAGCCAACAAAUAGUUUGCCAUAAUCUUGUUUGUUUUCUUACUAAAUGAAAUUGUAGCGCCAUACUCACUUCCCUGUUGUAAUUUUUUGUGAAGAGUCAUAUGAAGCAUCUGGGUACCAGCCGGUUUGGAUGGCUAUGAUGUAGGAAAGUUAUUUAAGAGUUAUUAAAUGCUGUCAUGCUGUAAUUUUUCAAUGUCCAGAUCUGUCCUCAAAGAGAAGAACAAGCGACCCAAUUUCCACAACAAAUCAGUGUUUAUGUUCAUGCAAAUAUUUGCUGCUAAAUAGAGCAGAGAUAUGCAGUAAACAGAUGGACUGAAGGACAACACCCUCAGUUGCCAUGCCAUUUAAUUAAAAAAAAAAAAAGUCUGAAUUUUAUGUGCUCAAAGAAUGUGAUGAUUUUUUGAUCUUUUUGUUUUUGCUUUGUCUAUGAAAAAACGAAACUGUGAUAAUAUAAAUUUGAAUGUGUUUGGUUUGCUGUGUUCACUAGUGAAGGAUAUAGGUUAAAUGAAGUAUAAGAGGAAUACUAUUUCAGAGCCGACUGUUAAAACAACCCGUUUUUCCUUUUUGUGUGUUUCUUUGGCUUGUUUUGGGGGACAUGACUUGAAUUAACAAAGUAUUUUCAUGUUUUGACAGCACUGUAUGAAGAACGCUUUCCAAAUGUGUCAAACACCCAACAUACAGCAGUUUGAUUGGCUUACUUUGGUAGUCGUCUAUUUUUGUACAUAUACUUUCUGUUGCCAAAGUCUGUUUUAUUUGUAUUUAUCUCAGAAUGGCUUAAGGCAGCUCAUAAUAACACUGAUGAUCGGUUCAUUUCAUAAGUUACACAAAACUUCAGCAAACACAAAUCAAGGAUUCUGGACAAAAAGAGGGGAGUCUGUAAAAUAUCCAUAUAAAUAAUGUAUGUAUAUCCAGAUUUUGUAUAUUCUUUUCUCCCCAAAGUUACUUUGAUUGUGGAAGGUUUUUCGUGAUUAUUUGUCCAUCUGUUUGCUUUCAUCACCGACAUUGUCUUUAUUGUUAAUGUUUUUGUCUGCAUUUAGGUCCAUGUUUUGUAUCAUGUCAAGCUUCCAUUUUUUUAAGUUGUAUUCAUAAAAAAGCCAUUGUCUAUUUUUGUAUAAUUUGUAAGUUAAAAAGCAAUUGUUUUCCUUUUGGAAUUUUUAAUGUAUGGCAAAAAAGUAGCAUCUCACAGCAUUUAGUUAUGUAGAUUUUUUAAAAAGUUAUAUAUAUAUAUAAAUAUAUUAUAAAUGAUGAAUAUAUAAAUCUAUAUCUUUUUCUUUAAAGACUUACAGAACCUGUACUAUUGUAAUAAUAUGCAUGGGCUCUUCUCUGAGAGUGAUGGUUUUAUUUUGCGUGUCAAAACUAGGAGGACGUUUUUGAUGAAGUUUUAAUCUACGUUCUUUUUCGUCUUUUCUUUCCUCUUUUAUUUAUCUGAUUAUUUAUGCCUGCUUAUAAAUCUGUCUGUUCCAUUUUCUCUCUCUCACGUUUAUCAGUACCAGCAGUAUAGAUGCCUUAACAAUGCAAACCCAUAAGUGUACAAUCACUUGUACGGACUUCAUAACCACCAUCACCAAUUACAGUAGCCACAGAGUCCCUUAAGGGAUUUCUUUCUGGGAAAAAAAAGCACAAAUCGGUCUGUUUUACCUAAAGCAAGGAGGGUUAAAUGAAUUAUUUGUCCUUUUUCUGUUGUUUGUAUUAUGAAGGGUAAUGAAAGGGAACUUGAAGGAAUAUAAAGAGAGAUUAUAUGAUUAAUAUUUUAUGUGUUGCUGGUGGGAUGGGUUGUACUUUCUCAUUAAUUUAAAGCAAAAGUCUGCCUUUUUCCAUUCGUUUAUGUCUGCUGCGUUCACGAGAGGGGGAGAAGCUCAAAGCCAUAUUCCACAGUGUCACCGUUCGCUCGAAGGGGACGUUCACUUUAGCUGGAGGUGCAUGUGAGCCUGCAUGUUCUGGGUCGUGGUAUGUUGUUCGUGCUGCAGCACUCUGUAAGGUACCGUUGGCGUAUUUCUCACCCUGAGCAAAGUGACUCGAUUUCAGAGCACAUCGCCUUGCCCCCAGAGCUGAGGUGCUGCUGACUCCCAGUCUGUAACGCUGUGUCUAAUUCUACUGUCAGCCGAAUCGGCCCUCGAUGAUCGGUCUUCAGGACUCUUUUAUGAGUGGUUUAAGUGCUGUCUCCUGUAAUGUGCGUCUGCACUCUGCCAUCUAACAGAAAAUGGCUUUUAAUAUGCUGAUUUGGGGUUUGUGUGAGGACUUUUUAUCAGAAAUGACUGAGGAUUGAGCAUUCAUGAUGUUUUUCUUUCCCCAUGUGGCUGUUACACAUUGGUGAACAGCUCCAUCGCAAUGAUUAAGAUGGACUUCUUAUAAAAUGACAAGCAUUUGUAGGACACAAGACUCGAACCAAAAAGAUGGUCUCCUUUUUUUUCUGCCUCCUGUUCUUGUGUUUGUUUGUUUCAAUUUUUGACUGGAUACACACUGAACCGUUCUAUUGAUAGGAAAACUCAAGACAAAAACUACUGUAUAGAUUGUUAUCAUUUUUUGAUGAAAGCUGUAAAAUAACUUUUCAAAGUUCACAAUAUUAAAUUAAAGUUACUUCUUGUCUGUGA
Molecule: messenger RNA, 5718 nt
Organism: Ctenopharyngodon idella (grass carp)
Lineage: Eukaryota; Metazoa; Chordata; Actinopteri; Cypriniformes; Xenocyprididae
Gene: ebf1a
Product: EBF transcription factor 1a
Exons: 17
Coding region: 593-2530 (645 amino acids)
Biological process (GO): regulation of transcription by RNA polymerase II
Molecular function (GO): DNA-binding transcription factor activity, RNA polymerase II-specific; RNA polymerase II cis-regulatory region sequence-specific DNA binding
Source: RefSeq, a predicted model, not a curated record